Molecule: messenger RNA, 5252 nt
Organism: Hippocampus zosterae (dwarf seahorse)
Lineage: Eukaryota; Metazoa; Chordata; Actinopteri; Syngnathiformes; Syngnathidae
Product: contactin-4-like
Exons: 23
Coding region: 494-3583 (1029 amino acids)
Biological process (GO): cell-cell adhesion; brain development
Molecular function (GO): cell-cell adhesion mediator activity
Source: RefSeq, a predicted model, not a curated record
UUCCGCUUGGGUACAUCGAGAGGCUGGUCCGGGGAGACUCAAAAGACGGGGGGGCUCGCUCUCUUUUUCUCCGAAGCCCACCGGCCGCCAUCCGCGCGCCCCGCUCCUGCCUGCUAGGAAGGGAGGAACGCCCCCCCCUCGGCGCAUUCAGGACAAGCGACGCACUUCACUUUCCCCGGCUGGCUCUGAGGACGCUCUGAGAAACGGACGUAGAAGGGGAGGCAGUGGGAUGGAGACGCGCAGCCGUGCCGUCACGCAGAGCCACACCGCCCGUCAAACGUAGCGCGCACGCAGAAAGGAAGAAGAUCGGCGCGCAGCCGAGUCACGCGGGCGGAUCUUUGUGUGCACGCGGCGGCGAUGUCCGAGACGGAUUAAGUCGAGAGGCUGCGCCAAAUUGGCACCAAAGCAGGUUGAUACGGCGGAAAGGUGGAAAUAGGACUCCAUAUAUAUUUGUGACUGCAUGUGAGACCACCUUGACCCUUUAAAAUUGAAGAUGAUGUUACUAUGGAAACUCCUGGUCCUGCAGUCACUCAUGGCGAGCCUUGCAGUGUGCACCGUCCUCCAGAGUCCGGUCUUCACCAAACAGCCUGGUAGCAUCGUGUACCCUGUGGAAUCGAUGGAGAAGAGCAGAGAGGUGGUUUUCAGCUGUGAAGCUCAGGCAAGCCCACCUCCGGUGUAUCGAUGGAAACUUAAUGGCACAGAACUCAAACCCAAAUCUGGAUCUCACUUCAGUUUAUCUGGAGGCAACCUCAGAAUCAGCCAUCUGAACAAAGACCAAGAUGCCGGAACCUAUCAGUGCCUCGCCUCCAACGCUUUCGGGACCAUCGUCAGUCGAGAGGCCAGUCUACAAUUUGCAUACCUGGAAAACUUCAAAACCCACAGAAGAAGUUCCGUUUCAGUCCGAGAAGGUCAAGGAGUGGUUCUGUUAUGCGGCCCUCCGCCACAUUCUGGAGAUCUGGAAUUCUCCUGGAUUUUCAAUGAGUACCCAACGUUUGUGGAGCAGGACACACGUCGCUUCAUCUCGCAGGAGACGGGGAAUCUCUACAUCGCUAAAGUCGAGCCCUCUGAUGUGGGCAACUACACCUGUGUCAUUACCCACCCGGUCACAAAGACUCGAGUCCAGGGCCCACUCACCCCACUUGUGCUCCGUAAUGAUGGUGUUAUGGGUGAAUAUGAGCCAAAGAUUGAAGUCCAGUUUCCCGACAUGGUUCAUGUCGCCAAAGGAUCCACUGUGAAGCUGGAAUGCUUUGCGCUGGGCAACCCAGUUCCUUCAGUCAACUGGAGAAAGGUGGACGGCGUUCCUUUCCCCCGGAAAGUGGACAUAAGGAAAGCAAGUGCCGUUCUGGAAAUUCCAUAUUUCCAACAGGAGGACGCCGGCACCUAUGAAUGUGUCGCUGAGAAUUCCCGCGGAAUGAACACCGUCAAAGGAAAGCUUUCUUUUUACGCUCCGCCACAUCUCAUUGAGAAACCUCAAGAUGUCCAAAAGCUCAUCGAUGACUCCUUGGCAUGGCAAUGUAAAGCCACGGGAAAGCCGAAGCCCUCCUACAGGUGGAUGAAAAAUGGAGAGAACCUAGUGCCUGCAGAGGAGCGCGUUCAGGUGAGCGACGGGGCUUUGUCGAUCAGUCGCCUGACCCUGUCGGACACGGGAAUGUACCAGUGUGUCGCCGGGAAUAAGUACGGCGAGGUCUAUUCCAACGCCGAACUACGAGUUAUAGCUGUUGCGCCAGAUUUCUCCCACAACCAAUUGAGGAGCCAGACGUUGGUCAAGGUUGGCGGAGAUAUGCUCAUUGAGUGCAAACCCAAGAUGUCUCCGUGGGGUGUGAUCUCUUGGAGGAAGGGCAGCGAAGUGCUCCAACAAAGUCAAAGGGUUUCCAUUCUGGAUAAUGGUAAUCUUCGCAUAUGGAACGUAAGCAAAUCAGAUGCUGGACCCUACACCUGCGUGGCCAGGAACCAGUUUGGUGUGGCUAGUAGCACAGGAAGUGUCACGGUUAAAGAGCCCACAGUCAUCACUACUCUGCCUGCAACCUUGGACGUGACUGUGGGGGAGAGUGUGGUCCUACCUUGUCAAGUCAGCCACGAUCCCUCACUGGACCUCACGUUCACCUGGUUCUUCAAUGAGCAGCUCAUCCACUUCGGAAGCCAUGGGGGAUUCUUUGAAAAAGUGGGCGGCCAGCAUGCAGCGGGAGACAUUAUGAUUCGAAACAUCCAGCUGAGGCACGCCGGGAAAUACACGUGCGCCGUGCAGACGAAGGUGGACAGCCUCUCUGUUGCCGUUGACUUGGUUGUGAGAGGUCCCCCGGGCUCCCCUAGCGGCACCCAAGUCGAAGAAAUCACAGCUACCACAGUGGCUCUAUCCUGGAGGCCCGGCGCUGAUAAUCACAGUCCAAUUACCGCAUACACCAUCCAGGCCAGGACACCCUUUUCCCUCGGGUGGCAGGCUGUCUCCACAGUUCCCAAAGUGGUCGGGGGCCACCGUCUGACAGCCACUGUGAUUGACCUGAGCCCUUGGGUGGACUACGAGUUUCGAGUCCUGGCCAGCAACGCCAUCGGGACCGGCGAACCCAGCCAGCCAUCCAAACAAGCCAAGACAAAGGGGACCUCUCCGAAGGUCACUCCAGCUAGUGUGAGCGGCGGCGGUGGGAGUCGCUCGGAAUUAGUGAUCACAUGGGAGCCUGUUCCAGAGGAGCAACAAAAUGGAGCGGGGUUCGGCUACGUGGUGGCUUUUCGACCCCACGGCGCCACGGGUUGGAUGCAGGCUGCCGUGCCCUCGGCAGAGACGUCCAAAUACAUCUUCAAAAAUGAAAGCGUCCAGCCCUUUUCGCCUUUUCAGGUGAAGGUCGGCGUGUACAACAACGAGGGAGAAGGUCCGUUCGGACACGUCACGACUAUCUACUCUGCCGAGGAAGAACCCGGCCGAGCACCCACGAGGGUUCGUGCUAAGAGCCUCUCAGCGUCCCAGAUUGAAGUUUCAUGGAAAGCUCUUCCCUGGAAUGCCAGUAAGAAAAGAGUACUGGGCUACGAGCUGAGGUACUGGAAGCGAAGAGAAAAGGAGGACACAGCCAGUGUGCAAAGAACUGUGGGAAAUCAGACAUCAACUAUUAUUCAGGGUGUCAGAGGCAGCACUACGUAUUACAUCUCGGUGAGAGCGUAUAAUACCGCGGGUGCCGGACCUCCCAGCGCCACCGUCAACGUCACCACCAAAAAACCACCACCCAGCCAGCCUCCUGGUAAAGUGAUGUGGAACACAUCCAACUCAAAGAUCAUAUUAAACUGGGAGCAGGUUAAAGCCCUGGAGAAUGAGUCGGAGGUCACAGGUUACAAAGUGCUGUACAAAAAGAACCGACACAGCCAUCCCAAUGUCAUGGAGACAAACACCACCUCGGUGGAGCUCUCCCUGCCCACUGAUGAGGAUUAUAUCAUCCAGAUCAAACCGUUUGGCGAGGGAGGAGAAGGCAGCAGUAGUCGGCAGAUCACCAUCCCGAGGAUAGCAGGUCCCAAUGCAGUCGGCUCGGCAUCCAAGGUCUCCACUCUAUCAGCCCUCAGCACAAUAGCGCUGUCUUUCACGGCGCGGACAUCUUUAUGACAAACAGCUCCCGGCAGACCUUGCAACUGAAGUGGAGACAGUCUACGUCGGAACGCAGGCGCACCUCUCUGGUGGUGUAACUCAACCUAUUCAUUUUGAUUUAAAGACAAAAGGAAUAUGCAGAGGAAAAUAAGGAAUACAAAACAUGCCGCUGGGACAUUGUGGGAAGGUUUUCUUUGGGGUACCUUGGCCACAAGUGGAAGAUGUACAGAUGUCAUGACCAUGUUGUUACCAAAGCAGCUUUCAUAAGAGGAGAAACAAAAUGUUGUGUGUGCAUCUUUUUGUAUGGCAUUCCAAGCUUUAUAUACAUGUUUUCCCCCCAGCUGUCUCGGCAAUUAACAGGAUACCAGAUCUAAAUCUCCCACUAAGUGGUGAAGAAUGACCUUUGACGGCGAAACAGACCGCUUGGUAAUCUUUUUUCUGUCAAAUGAGAUGACGUGCAUCUCUCUUUCAUUUCUCUCUCUUUCUCUCUCUCUGUCCAUAAACAAAACAUGCUAAUGCUUUACCAAACCAGUUGUGACGGGAAAAUGAAGCUUCCAAUGAGCUUCAUAAACCAGUUGUUGGACGCUUCUAGAUGGCACUCCGUUCAACGUUGGGCUGAAAGCUCCCCGACUUGCCAUUUCUUAAAACCCUUUAUUUAACCAACAGUGCCAUCUAGAGGAUUAAAAAAACACAAAUACAAUAACUGGUUCAUGAAGCAAAUUUGAAGCUGCAUUUUGCUGUCACUCUCAACUAGUGAAGUACGUAAACCCAACAACAAGGUUUCAAACGCAAAUAAAAUAAUUGUCCUUUUGAUAAGAAGUAAUUGACAAAAUGUGUAUUUUACACACUACAUACAGUGAGUGUGUCAAUACCGGGACUUUCGUAACAAAUGAUCCAAUCAUGUUACACACAUUUGCUAUAAUUUGAGACGCACCUCACGACACCUUUGGAAUCCACUUUCAUGGCAGAACUGUUUUGCUCAUGAAUAUGGGGUCCAUCUGAGCAAAAAAAAAAAGGGUUAGCGUGAAAAGAUUUUAGAACCAGUCCUCUUUGGUAUUUGAACACAUCUUCAAGUCAAAGAAAAAAAAAAGUCAUCAUCAUCUUUGUGACAGUUGCCACCAGCAGCAGAGUGCUAUCGCUUCUGGGGUCGUCUUCUUCCCUGGUGGUCGGACCCCUGCUCCCCUUUGUUUGGGUUAGCCCAGUGUGAAUAGCUAUUCUUUGCCUUCUGUGUGCCUCAUCAUUACUUCAAAAUCCUCAGGUCCUUCAACAGCCUUAACUUAUCAUAAUGUAUAUUGAAGACAGUAGAAUCGUAGAGCUAUUAUGCAGCCGCAGUGAUGUUUACAUGCUGCUGUUUUGACAGGCGCCAGUGUUGUCAGCUUUGGGAGGGGGCGCGCGUUGAUAGGCGGCUGAGUUCAGUUGAGGGAUUUUGGCAAUAUGAGGCCUCGUGCAUUUUUCUAGUUGUGUGUUCGAAAGACAAUGCUAAAUGACAAUGCUGCUGAUCUUUCCUUUUCCCCGUUCAUCGUCUGCUGAUGCCAUGUGGGACGGCUGUGCAGAGGUGCUAAACGGCCUGUAUGUAGCUCUUAGAGGAGUGUAACUGUCAGCUACUGGCUCUCUCGCGCAGAAUCAUGCAUCAGUGAAUAUGUAAUAUACUGUUUUGUACACUUCAAAUCAUUUAUAUGACCGCCCC